This is a messenger RNA of Synchytrium microbalum, 1590 nucleotides long. RefSeq lists its product as uncharacterized. The record is from RefSeq and is a predicted model, not a curated record. The transcript is spliced from 8 exons. Gene Ontology annotation, biological process: carbohydrate metabolic process. Gene Ontology annotation, cellular component: membrane. NCBI's taxonomy places the organism in Eukaryota, Fungi, Chytridiomycota, Chytridiomycetes, Synchytriales, Synchytriaceae. Gene Ontology annotation, molecular function: chitin deacetylase activity. Bases 1 to 1590 code for a protein of 529 amino acids.
AUGAAAUGGAUAAAUGUCGGCUCAUGUCGUCAUUCGUCCUUGUUUCUAUCAAAGCAGACGCACCAAUCUGUUGAUUCCAAACCUAGACGCAGAGACGACAAUGAAGUUUGGGCCACAAGUUUGCACGUUGCAGAAUCUCCAACACACGAGCUCAAACUAUUCGGAUUCGCAUCCAACGGAGGUCGUCUAUCGCAGAAACAAGAAAUCUCAUCAACAGUGAAACCCAAUAUGACCAACAAACUACCGAAGAAUUUGGCAAAACCAAAGGCGGCAAUGCCCAUUAGUAAUGUCUCCCUCGCAACAAUUACCUACGCUAGUGCCAUAUUGGUCGGAGCUAUACUGAUAGGCAAGUCACCAUUGAAUCUCGAUCAAGCAGGAAAAGAACGUUUCGGAAGAGCUGUUUUGGAUAAGAGAGCUGUCUCACCACCACCGAUUAUUCCAGCUCAGCCCGCUGCUUAUCCAUCUCCUGAUGAAACGCUCAUGAUAUCGGGGGCCUACUUGACUGACCCUAUCGUCGCAAAUUCUUUGGCAUAUGUUCAAUCAGUUAUCCCACCUGCACUUUUGAAUAUCACUCCUUCCACUUAUAUUCAAUACUCAACUGUGACUUACACGGCUAAUCCAGCUACUACGUGCUAUUGGCCUAAUAAUCAGUGUAUUCGAACUACAACUGGAGAUUGGGGCCCGCCGGAUGUUGUUUAUUGUCCUCAGAAUUAUCAAUGGGGUCUUACUUAUGACGAUGCACCAAGUGAAAAUAUCGUUAAUGGCGUUCACAGCAACGACACCUUUACUCUCAUGGAUCAAUUGGAUUCUAUGAACUUGAAGGCUUCAUUCUUCGUUACUGGCUCACAAUCAUCGUAUUACCCUGCCAGCUUGAUAGCUAUCGCCAACCGCAGCCACCAUGUUGCCCAUCAUUCAUGGUCGCAUCAUCCAUUGACUAGUUUGACUAAUGCUCAAAUUGUCGCUGAAAUGAUGUAUACUGCUGCCAUCAUUCACAAAAACACUGGUCUCAGUGUUCGUUACUUCCGUCCUCCAUAUGGUGAUAUUGAUGACCGUGUUCGUGCCAUUGUCAAUGCAUUGGGCUUCCGAAUCAUUAUGUGGGAUGGCAAGUAUGAUUCUACUGAUGCUGAUGUCACCGCAAACGAUGCAAACUUUGGAGUAGUUGAAAAUCUCAUAAGCUCAUUUUUUAAUACUGUACCAGGUUUCAUUUCUCUUCAACACACAAUCUCCACCUUCACCUCGGGCACUUCUAUCGCUGCUCUCAAGAAGAUUCAGUCGUUGGGUGGCAUCAAGAACCAGAUGAUGACUAUUCCUCAAUGCCUAGGCGACCCUCAGUGGUACAAGAACGCGCAAGUUACGACCAUCUACAACUCUUGUACGAUUCCUGGAGGUUGUGGUGCUGUUGUUUCGCCAUACGCCGCUCCUUCCGCAGCUGCCAUUCCAUCACAAUCAGUCGGCUAUGCUGUCGCUUCUCCAGAUGCCACUCCAACCACUUCUGCAGUCAACUUUUUGACUGUUUCAAGUGGAACUAUUGUUGUUCUAAGCCAAACCAUGUUGGUUUCGUUGGCCGUCCUUUAUUAUUUCAUGUGGUAG